UCUGCCUGUACGUCUAGCUAGCUCUAGUUACUAGACUAUGGCAAUGGAGAUGAUGACCAACACCACCAUCGUGCGGCUGCCCGCGUACAUGCGGGAGGCGAACAAAGGCCUCUUUGAGCCUAGGGUGAUCUCCAUUGGCCCCUAUCACCGCAGCAACGAGAGCACCCACGACAUGGAAGCUUACAAGGAGCGCUUCCUCCGGCAGUGUUUUGCCCCGCCUCUAGGUCAUAUGAAUCUUGAACAAUGCAUUCAAGACAUUGCUCGUAAUUCUCUUGCAGAAGCUCUCGAGAAUUAUAGUGGCAAUGUUGGCGACUACACCGCGGAGAUGCUCACCCUGGACGGGUGCUUCAUCAUUGAGCUCCUCAUCCGGUGGAACAUGGGAAGACUCAACCAUGACAGUUACGUGCGGUCGAUGCGGAACAGCAUAUACUACGACCUCCUCCUGGUCGAUAACCAGAUACCUUUCUUCAUUCUCUCUAGGCUUUUUCACAAGUUGAAGGGGGAUGAAGAGCUCGACAACGCCGAUGUUGAGAAUGAGUUGCUCACACUUGCUAAGAAAUUCUUCAACCACGAGGGUCAAUUCUCUUGGGCUAAGUCUCCAGGCCUGUUAGAUCUUUCUAAUGCAAGUGAGGUUCGUCAUUUGCUUGACCUUCAGUACAAGCUUAUCAUCAGCACCAAUGACACGACGAUUAGUAUUGACCAGACGGACAAUAGUUACCUGCGAGGAAUCCCUGGGGCAAAUGAGCUCGAAGACUAUGGUGUUAAAUUCUACCAGGAUGAGGAUGAACACACCAAAAUGUUUGACGUGAAAUUUGAGGGUACAAACAUGAUGAUCCCUCGCUUUGAAAUCAACUUUGGCUCCAAGAUACUAUUGGCAAACCUCUUCGCUUAUGACCAAUCAAGGGACAACGUACGACCUCAUCAAGGGGACCAAACUGAGGACCAACCGGACAACACAGUUGGACUCGUGACGAGCUAUGUGGUGCUCAUGAACGCUCUCAUCAACACCAAACGUGACGUCAUGGUUCUCCAGCGUGAGGGCAUCCUCGACAACCUGCUGUCAAGUGAGGAAGAGGUAGCAUCCUUCUUCAACAAUCUCGGCAGGUGUGCCUUGGUGGAUGUGACAAAGCAUCACUACACUACCAUGUUCAACAAUGUGAACAGGUACUGUAGGAACCCAUUCAGUCUUGGAAGGCACUUAGUGAUCUUACGCAGGAAGCAUUUCAGCAACCCGUGGACUUUCUUCUCUCUGGUGGGUGCACUUAUGCUCCUAGGCUUUUCAUUCACCUCCAUGCUCUUCACCAUCCUCAAGUAUAAACAUCGCUAG
Oryza sativa Japonica Group (Japanese rice) is the source of this 1327-nucleotide messenger RNA. Its product is annotated as UPF0481 protein At3g47200. The record is from RefSeq and is a predicted model, not a curated record. NCBI's taxonomy places the organism in Eukaryota, Viridiplantae, Streptophyta, Magnoliopsida, Poales, Poaceae.